AUUUGUUUGUCUAUUCCAUUUUUAAGAAUAAUGGACGAGACAAUCGAGAACAACUACUGUGUUUUCCAUGUUGACAUCUAACUAUGAUUUAACAUUAAAAAAGAAAAAUCUUGUAAAUGUACUACCAGGAAAUAUCCAAGUUGUUGUUUUCUCCUCUCCUUUGAUAACCUGCAGCCUCAUGCUUUGUUUGACUGUUCAAUAUUAUGCAACCUCAAAUGUAGCCCACUUGUGAUGAGGACCAAUUAUGUAAGUCACAGUGUAAACCGGGCUGCCCUCGCUCCACGGGGAACUGUCACAGCUGUUAACUCAACAACCUCCAGAGGCUGAUGACUGGAUCCCCUGUCUGUGGAGGAAGCAGAGUGUUCCAGUGAUGAAGCUCAGACUCUGCAGUGCAGCAGCAGCUGCAGCUCCAGCCUCUCGUGAGCCCGUCGUGUCUCUUUAAGAAGCCUUUGAGUGCGCAGAGGAGACUCGUCACAUGAUUCUUCUCUUGUGACAAUCCAGACAGAAAGGAACGAGCCUGUGACUUCCAGCGGAGUUAAAACCUGCCGCGAUGACACACAACUGUUGUUUUGGCAUCGAAGGACCAAGUGCGAGGAGGACAUGGAGCUAAGUUAACCACAAGCAGGCGGACUCACUCCAUUCCCGUGUUCACCCUGCGCGUUUGGUAACCGGAGUUCAGCUCUGAGCCUCGAGUGUUGCGGAGGAGUUUUGAAGUUCCAGGGCCAGAGGACAGAGACAACACGUCGGCGGAGAUGGUGGACAGCAAACCGCUCCUCCAGGACAGACCUCCCGCCUACAACGCAGUCCCGGGGGCUUAUCAGUACGGCCCGCAGCAGCACAGCUAUGGGGCCAUCCAGCCUCCGGCCCCGCCGCCGUACCCCUACCCAGACGUCCAGGGAUACCCAUCGGCUCAGAUGGCCCCUGCCGUAUCCCAGCAGCCCUACACUGGGACCUACACCAUCAUCCAGCCCUCUGUAGUGGUGGUGGGAGGCUGCCCUGCCUGCAGAGUCGGUGUCCUGGAGGAUGACUUCACCUGCCUGGGGAUCCUGUGUGCCAUCUUCUUCUUCCCUCUGGGUCUCCUCUUCUGCUUCGCGCUGCGUCAGAGACGGUGUCCCAACUGUGGCGCCACCUUCGGCUAAGAGGGACCAAACCACAGCUCACACACAUGCUCGUGCCCCCAUGCACACACACACACACACACACACACACACACACACACACACACACACACACACACACACACACACAUAUAAUCCAGCAUUUUUGUGUCUUUUUUGUUAUCCUUCUCAAUAUUGCACAUUGCUGUUGCCAUUAUGUUGUCUACAAGAAUUAUCAAGAUGUUGUCAAACAGUUCAGAGUUUUUAUCAAAGGUUUUUGUAGAAAAGUUUUCGUCUGCUAGUUGAGGAUGUGCUCUAGCGUAUGGAAGCGUCCAGCUGUCGUCAGUGCCUUCACUACAUGCAGAGUGAGCCUCACAGAUUCCAUCGGUCAUGAUUUCUUCUGUAGAUUUAGCUCAGUGAUCCAAGGAUCUGAGCAGAUUCCUUCGUGUUUUUGACAAGCCAGAAGUAACGAGGCAAAUGUUGUCUCUAGGUUUUUGUUCUUCUCUCUUUUUUAAUUUGCUGGCACGCUGCGCAUAUAUUUUGUUUUGUUAACAUUGUGCUUAGUAACUUAGUAACAGCACCCAUCUUGAUCACUGAUAUAUUGCAAACCUUUUUCAAUUGGAGAUGUUUCCUCCUUUUUUUUGUUUUUUUGCUGAUUGUGACCUGGAGUAACACAAACGUGGAAAAAAGAAAUGAUGUGUAAAGAUCCCUGAACUGUCCCGCCUGAAACAAUGGAUCUGUGUCGGAGUGAAAGGCCACAGCAUUUUGUCUCUUUUUGUUGAUAAGAAAUUUCUUUGGGGCCAUAUUUGCACUGACUGUUUUGUUUGAUGAUUAUUCUGCUGGGUUGUGCGUUUUCCAGGGCCAAUGCAGAACUCAGGUACACACAAUCUGAAACGCCCUCGACUUUGCAACCUCAAUCACUGUUUGACUUCGGACUUCUACCCACUUUUAGAGAAACUCUCUUAUCGGCACGCGGACUCACCCUUUAGUGAGCCGAGUUUCUCUUCAAGGAAGCAUGCUGUCUCUCAAUAAUGUGCAUAAUCUCUGGACUUCUAUCUUAGUACUCUCCUCUGUGACAAGUCACCCUGCCCCGUUCUUCCCAGCCAGACAAUCAAGAAUGUCUCUGUGUGUCCCUGUAUCUGCAGCAUCUCCCGUGUCCACGUCUUCCAUCACAGCAAGAUGUUCUGUACCUGUCCACGGCAGAAGAGAGGAGAUAUAUCUGGGCGGGAGGGAUUUAAAAAAAAAAAAUCUUGCUUUAAAAACCACACUACGCACGCUCUUAUGAUUAGGGUUCUUACUUUUUAUAUAUCAGUUACUGUAAUUAAAAAUGAAUGCUACUUCA
Molecule: messenger RNA, 2439 nt
Organism: Paralichthys olivaceus (Japanese flounder)
Lineage: Eukaryota; Metazoa; Chordata; Actinopteri; Pleuronectiformes; Paralichthyidae
Source: RefSeq, a predicted model, not a curated record